This is a messenger RNA of Brachypodium distachyon (stiff brome), 2662 nucleotides long. RefSeq names its product probable methionine--tRNA ligase. The record is from RefSeq and is a predicted model, not a curated record. The transcript has 17 exons. Gene Ontology annotation, molecular function: ATP binding; tRNA binding; methionine-tRNA ligase activity. Gene Ontology annotation, biological process: methionyl-tRNA aminoacylation. Lineage: Eukaryota; Viridiplantae; Streptophyta; Magnoliopsida; Poales; Poaceae. Bases 68 to 2473 code for a protein of 801 amino acids. Gene Ontology annotation, cellular component: cytosol; aminoacyl-tRNA synthetase multienzyme complex.
GUGACACGCGACACAAACCAGCGCUAAGCCUCCUAACCCUAAACGCCUAAACCUCUCGUUCAUCCCCAUGGCGUCACCGCCGCCGCCGCCGCCGAAGCUGCCGAUCCCCGGCCGCCGAAACAUACUCAUCACCAGCGCGUUGCCCUAUGUCAACAACGUCCCGCACCUCGGGAAUAUCAUUGGCUGCGUUCUCAGCGCUGACGUGUUCGCGCGGUACUGCCGGCUCCGGGGUUACAACGCGAUCUACAUAUGCGGCACCGACGAGUACGGGACGGCCACCGAGACCAAGGCCCUGGAGGAGAAGUGCUCGCCCAAGGAGAUCUGCGACAAGUAUCAUGCGAUCCAUGAUGAGGUUUACAAGUGGUUUGACAUCAAGUUUGACAAAUUUGGGCGGACGUCAGCUCCCCAACAGACAGAAGUCUGCCAGGCAAUUUUCCAUAAACUGAUGGAAAACAAAUGGCUCACAGAAAAUACCAUGCAGCAGCUUUUCUGUGACACGUGCCAACGAUUCUUAGCUGAUAGGCUAGUGGAGGGGAAAUGUCCGACAGAAGGCUGUAACUAUGAAGCGGCAAGGGGUGACCAGUGUGAAAACUGCAGCAAAUUGUUGAAUCCGACUGAGUUAAUCGAUCCCAAGUGCAAGGUCUGUAAGAAUACUCCACGUAUUCGUGACACAGAUCACUUAUUUUUGGAGCUUCCUCUAUUGAGUGAUAAGUUGGUCGACUAUAUCAACAAUACUUCGGUAGCUGGUAUGUGGAGUCAAAAUGCUAUUCAAGCAACAAAUGCAUGGUUGAAGGAAGGGUUGAAGUCACGCUGUAUCACCAGAGAUCUUAAAUGGGGAGUCCCUGUUCCACAUGAGAAGUACAAAGACAAGGUGUUCUAUGUUUGGUUUGAUGCACCAAUUGGGUAUAUAUCUAUAACGGCAUCCUAUACACCUGACUGGGAGAAGUGGUGGAAAGAUCCUGAUAAUGUAGAAUUGUUUCAGUUCAUGGGUAAAGAUAAUGUGCCAUUUCACACGGUCAUGUUCCCUUCAACACUACUAGGAACCGGUGAAAACUGGACAAUGAUGAAGACCAUAAGUGUUACUGAAUAUUUAAAUUAUGAAGCAGGAAAAUUUUCCAAGAGUCACGGUAUUGGUGUCUUCGGCAAUGACGCGAAGAUAACAAAUGUUCCUCCUGAAGUAUGGCGAUACUACCUUCUCAUGAACCGCCCUGAGGUAUCAGAUACACUGUUUACAUGGGUUGAUUUACAAGCUAAACUGAACAGUGAGCUGCUGAACAACCUGGGGAACUUCAUCAACCGUGUGCUAAGCUUUGUUGCAAAGCCAGUUGGAGCUGGAUAUGACUCCAUAGUACCUGAUGCUCCUAAUGCUGAAUCACAUCCAUUGACAAAAGCGCUUGCAGAAAAAACUAAUAAAUGGGUUGAACAAUAUCUUGAUGCAAUGGAAAAGGUUAAAUUGAAACAAGGACUGAAGAAUGCAAUGGCCAUUUCUAGUGAUGGAAAUGCGUAUCUGCAAGAGAGCCAGUUUUGGAAGCUUUUUAAGGAAGAUCCAGCUACCUGUGCCAUUGUAAUGAAAACUUCAGUUGGUCUUGUCUAUCUCCUUGCCUGUCUGCUGGAGCCUUUUAUGCCUCCCUUUUCUAGAGAAGUGUUGCGGCAAUUAAAUUUGUCCCCUGACGAAGAUCUGUCAUUCUCUGAUGAUAAAGGAGAAACUGCAAAGGCAAAAAGACCUUGGGACUUUGUACCAGCAGGACACAGAAUAGGAAAGCCAGACCCUCUAUUUAAGGAAUUGAAAGAUGAAGAAGUAGAGUUGUUCAGGAGUAGAUUUGCUGGAAGCCAAGCUGAAAGGAGCUCAAAGGCGCAAGCUGAUGCUGAAACUAAGAAAGUUGCUGAAAAGCUCAAGGGUACCAAAUUAUCUGAGGGAGGUUCAAAGAAGGAACAAAAGAAACAACCUGGUGGUUCAAAAUCAAAGGCAGUAGAGGAAGUAACGGUUGCGAAGUUAGAUAUUCGGGUAGGACUUAUUAGAAAAACAGAGAAGCAUCCAGAUGCGGAUUCACUUUAUGUUGAAGAGAUCGAUAUUGGAGAAGAGGCACCAAGAACAGUGGUUAGCGGCCUUGUGAAAUACAUCCCUCUCGAAGAAAUGCAGAAUCGGAAAGUGUGUGUACUCUGCAAUCUUAAACCGGUGGCAAUGCGCGGUAUAAAAUCACAUGCUAUGGUUUUGGCUGCAUCAAAUGAGGACCAUACAAAGGUUGAGUUGGUUGAGCCUCCCGAAUCUGCUGUGGUCGGGGAGAAGGUAACCUUUGCUGGGUACUCUGGAGAGCCCGAGGCUUCUAUUAGCGGCAAGAGCAAGACUUGGGAAAAGUUAUCAGCUGAGCUGCACAGCAACGGGGAGCUUGUGGCGUGCUACAAAGAUGUUCCAUUCACAACUACGUCUGGGGUAUGCAAGGUCAGUACGAUAGCGAAUGGAGAGAUCCGCUAGUUACAGCCCAAGCACUGUCUGACUAUAUUGCGGUCUGAUUUAAUUGAGUUGAUAUCACUGAUGUACUUUUUUCUUUUUGGAAAAUUUUAUGACACCUUUUGAGAACUUUAUCUUUUAUUCACACCAUUGUGAUUGACAAGGGACAAUCAAGAACGCGCCUUGUUCAUGUGCUCAGCGGCCCAUUUCUAA